CAGAGCUCAUGACAUAAAUACAGAACAUAGACCAUAGACCCAUCAAAGACCCAUAUAGAGCAGAACAUAAUUAUCCGCUGAACACAGAAAUAGAUUUUUUAGUAACGAAACAUCAUAUUUUGGUGCUUACAGCAAAUAGUUAUAGAUUCAUAACAAAUCGUAAUAUCGUAUAACAAAUAUAUCUAUUACAAAAGUAAUGACAAGAACAACACUGGUGGCCAACCUGCGUGAACUUUAUUGAAGGUAAGUAAAAACCUGAAACUCUGUAAACCCCAGCAGAAAGACAAAGAGCUGAAAGCCAGUGAAAGCUCAAGACAAGAGCAUUCAGCAAUCAGCAUAGUAAAGACCAAGUUAGUAAAGAAAAAUGUUGAAUGGAAACAAGCAAUAAAACCAUCUCAAAGUAAAAUCAGAACUUUCAGGUGUGAGCAUAAAUUUCAAAAUUUGAUAAAGUGACAAAUAGAAAUAGGUGACUGAAGUGAGGAGGUUUUGUAAACUUUUGGAAUAAAAUUGUUACAAUAUGCCUAUACCACUCAUCAAUCCUUUUACUUUUGGAAUUAUGCUAGUUAUAGCAGUAGGAACAGUUGCUUAUGGUGUCUGGUCAAAUAAUCAGCAAAACACAAAUUAUGGGCACUCAAAUCGAAAUCAUCAUUUUGAUUACAAUGCAACUAGAAUUAUUAAUCAGAGAGCAAGUCCAAGAGUGAUUCAGAGAGUUAGUCGGAAAGUUGCCUCAACAGUGCCUGAUGAUGAGGAUAAGAAGAAAAAUGGGAAGAUGUUGAAACCUGAUAAUGAUGAACCUGAAUGUGGUAUCUGCUUGGCACCACUUAAUGGGAAACGGAUAGUUCUCUCUUGUGACCACAUUUUUCAUUAUGAAUGUUUACAACCGUGGUUAAAUGAUCAUGGAACCUGUCCUAAUUGCCGUUCAAAUGAAACAUGAUAAGAUAAGCCAGAGGGUAACAACUACCCAAAAUGUGUACACCAUAUUCGAAUAUUUAAAAGGUACACAUCCUACCAUUUGGCGUGAGUUCUACAACGUAAUGUACUUUCCAUUAGCUCAGACUUUCUAGUGAAAUCGGCAACACCGCAUUCCAUACUAUCUAUCAGACUAUCCUUAUGCAACUUUUCGGACGGGAUUGUGGUGAAAGUACCACGCGCCAAUAAGGGGAGGAAAAAGGGUCGAGUACCAGACGUCAGACGCAACAAUUGAGAACAGAUUGACAAGUCGACAAGAGAGGCGGUGUUUUUCUUCACCUGUUCUUGCGACAUUUCUUGUACCAAUUUUAUAUACUGAUUACAGUUUUGUGUUAUAAAAGUCAAUAAAGACUCAUUAAGCCUUCGGUAGCUAUUUCAU
This is a messenger RNA of Phaedon cochleariae (mustard beetle), 1348 nucleotides long. Lineage: Eukaryota; Metazoa; Arthropoda; Insecta; Coleoptera; Chrysomelidae. The record is from the annotation of a GenBank genome assembly.